Orbicella faveolata is the source of this 3069-nucleotide messenger RNA. Its product is annotated as testis-specific serine/threonine-protein kinase 3-like. The record is from RefSeq and is a predicted model, not a curated record. Gene Ontology annotation, biological process: protein phosphorylation; microtubule cytoskeleton organization; intracellular signal transduction. Gene Ontology annotation, molecular function: ATP binding; tau-protein kinase activity. Gene Ontology annotation, cellular component: cytoplasm. Lineage: Eukaryota; Metazoa; Cnidaria; Anthozoa; Scleractinia; Merulinidae.
UUUAGUUUUAUCAAGUUUUAUCGCACAUCUUUUAGUUAAGGUCACGCAUGAAUGAGUCAGGAAAGCGAUGUAUGCUGCACAACAUCGAUGUAUGACAUCCAAAAUCAAUGUAUCCCGGACGAAAUUGAUAUACGUGUAUUUUAUUUUACAACUUGUAUCAUAACGCAUAACAAUAGCGUAAUUGAACAAAACAUUGAUGUAUUCACAUUCGAUAUUUUGUCCGUAAAAAAAAACCCAUAGUUCAGCUCAAUGUGCGAUUUCAGCUUAAUAUGCUAAUUAGUCUGAUUAGUCUUGUCAGAGCGAGGAUGCACACAAACAUGAAAUCACGGUCCGCAGAAAUGUGUAAACAUCCAGUUGACAAAUUGACGUCAGUUUUUCAUACGUCUGUCCUGUAGUUGACAAUGAAUUUCGUCAUAACAUUGUCAAGUAGCUGUGGAUAGAAAAGAUAUAUAGAUAGAGAAGCCACACCAGCGUGAUUUAGUGCGGCCUUGAAGGCGAAGGAUGACUUAAACGGAAUUUCGUUAUUCGCAUUUUUCUUCAGAAGCAAAAAGAUCUUUAACCGAAAACAUUGUUCAGCACGGUUAUUUGUGUUAUAACCCGACUUAUUUAAAACUCAAAUAUGAGCUAAAUCGAUAUUUUUUUUUAUUUUUACGGAAAGGCAGAUAAAACAAAAGCCCUGAGGCUCUUUCAAACGUCGAAUACUAUGUACUGUAAUUUAGUAAUAUUGAAAGACCCUGAAAGACACCCUUUCAUUAGAGGACUAAUGGAAAUUAUCCAGAGCUAAUUAAACAGAACUGUUCUUUAUGGCGUCAUAGGCACGUAUGGUUGAAGAGAAUGCGCCUUAGCGCGCGGCUCUCAGGUCAUGCUUUGGCUUGCUCUUGUCUCGAUUCUGAUUGGUUGCAUUAUGGUACCUAUCAUUUUCAUCAUUCUCGAAUUCUCGCGGAGACCUUUAGAGAGUAGGGAAAGUGAUGGCAUUCAAAGUGAACUAGAUCAAAGCGCUUUGCUACGGAGCCACGGGUAUGAGAUCGGAGAGAAAAUAGGCGAAGGGACCUAUGCCUACGUGAGAAAAGCUUUCUUUAUCGCCAACAAAAAAGAAGUUGCCGUCAAAAUUGUCAACAAAAGAGAGGUAAAAACUAUAAUAGUGGCAAAGAGCGGAAAAGGGAUAAAUGACAGAUUCCUAAAGAGAGAAGUAGAAAUUCUGAGAUGGCUGAACCACGAUAAUGUGAUCCGAGUUUACGACCUGAUUGAAGGAGCUGAUCAUUUCUUCAUUGUCAUGGAAUUGGCUCCAAAAGGUGAUCUUCUUUCUUUGUUACGAGAGCGAUCCAAACUGGGAGAGGACGAGGCCAGAGUUAUGUUCAAAUCGAUCGUAGACGGUGUUCUUUACUGCCACAGAAAGGGUGCGUACAUGCUUUCUCGCCCUGCCUGCGGAAGAUUAAUUCUAUUGCUGUUCUUAUUGUUAGCCUUUGCCGGGUGCAAGUGUUUCAGGUCAUUUACAAAGUGUUUUCUUGCUAGGCCGUUAUACGACAAUGCUUACCAUGAAGCUGUUAUUUUUUUUUAUUUCUUAAAGAGCGGAAAAGGGAUAAAUGACAGAUUCCUAAAGAGAGAAGUAGAAAUUCUGAGAUGGCUGAACCACGAUAAUGUGAUCCGAGUUUACGACCUGAUUGAAGGAGCUGAUCAUUUCUUCAUUGUCAUGGAAUUGGCUCCAAAAGGUGAUCUUCUUUCUUUGUUACGAGAGCGAUCCAAACUGGGAGAGGACGAGGCCAGAGUUAUGUUCAAAUCGAUCGUAGACGGUGUUCUUUACUGCCACAGAAAGGGAGUGACUCACCGAGAUCUCAAACUUGAAAACAUUCUACUUUCUGAGGACAACCAGCCUAUUGUAACAGACUUCGGCUUCGCUCGUUACAUAGGCCACAGAGAGGAUCAAAGAGCGCGAAGUAGAACGUUUUGUGGUUCAUACGCGUACGUGGCACCUGAGAUACUUCAAGGUAUUCCAUACGAUGGCUUGGCUAGUGAUGUGUGGAGUCUCGGUGUAGUUCUGUAUACCAUAGUGUGUGGCCGUUUCCCGUUUGAUGACUCUAAUCCUAAACAGCUUUUGGAGGAAACAACCUCUGGUAAACUGGAAUAUCCCAUCACGGCUUCUACACUCUCCGCUCAGAUAAAAGACCUGAUAAAGAAAAUGCUGACAGCUAGUGUUAGAGAAAGAAUCAGUCUUUCUGAAGCACUGGAGCAUCCCUGGUUAAAAGAUUUCGAAACCACAUGCUUCACGUAACAUCCAGCUCCUGUAACUUAUUCGUUUUUCCUCUUGUUGUCAUAUAUUGUUCUUUUGAAGUACAGUAAUUGAUUUGUAUUAAGAGGCGAUCAGAGAAAAUUUAUCACAGAAAGAGAAAUACCAGUUGACAGGUAUCUUUUCCGGCAAGUAACUGCCGUUUUGUUCUAGAUGUUGGCCGCUGUUUAAUAAUCAUCAGUCAUUGCGGCAGGUUAUGGCGAACCACAUUGAAACAGAAAAAGGAUCUUCUUGAUUGUAUUUUGUUUCCAGUUUCCAUACUGAGGUAGCAAGCAUGCACACGUAGUGCGUACUGAUUUCCCGCUGAAUGCAUUUAUAGAACUACCGUUGCCCAGUUGAUUCAACUGCUGGAGUUAGUUCAAAAUAUGUAUUGAAGGAGACAAUAAAAAGCUAUUAAAAGCGAGUUAAAUUCUGCUCUCAUACUUCGAGAAAUAUAAUUCAUUUUAAGACCGUACCUUUCAAAGGUAUCACUUUUUUUGUUCUUAGUGUUUGUGCAAUAAAGUAUUUGGCCGAGUUUGAUAAUUUGUUUGCGUUUCAUCAACUCAGUGUCAUCUGUAGGAGGGUCCAACAAAUGUUUUUUCAAUCCCGCAUCCCGCCACUAUUUUUGGCUCGAUCCCACCAUCCCGCCCCGCCAAUCCCGCCCGAUUAGAGUCGCAGUUCUCCGCGAAACAUAUCAAACAUCCGCAUCCUGUUGUCAAUUUUAAAACCAUCCCGCAUGACGACUUCAAUAAGCGUGUCUACGCAUUAGUUUUGUCAAGAGGAGCAUCAGAGGGUGAAGUGGCCAU